Molecule: messenger RNA, 420 nt
Organism: Phaedon cochleariae (mustard beetle)
Lineage: Eukaryota; Metazoa; Arthropoda; Insecta; Coleoptera; Chrysomelidae
Source: the annotation of a GenBank genome assembly
AUGCACUACGGAGUGCAUCUCACGAUAGUAGUGGGAGGAAGAAGACUUUUCAGUCACUCUCUGACUACACGUUCACCGCUCACGAGUCAGUGUGACGUUUUGCUCGUCAGAGUCCAGUUCAGCUCUCGUCAAAGAAGAAGAAGACUGGUUACUUCUUCCGGUGCGAGAGACUUUGCCAAAAUGAUUAGCGGGGUUCUGUUGUUUGCUGGUCUGCUGACGAUUGGGGGGAGUUUGGAGUUGAGGAAUGGGGCCUACGAGGAUUUGGUCGUCAAAAUUUCGGACAAUGUUCCCCAGAGGGAGUGUACGAGGAUUUUGGAGAAUUUGGAGGCCACGCUAGACACCUACAGACCUGUUUCGAGCGUUUUGACUCUCAUCAGUACAGGGCAGUCUCAAGCCAGCAGUCUUAAGACCGCCGACUAA